GUCCGCCCUCACACCCGCUGGGAUGCGGGACCCCCCCGGCUAUUACCCUUCCCGCUGACUUUAGGGGGUGGAUUGAGCUGGCGGGAACUGGUCUUCGUGAGGAGCAACAGACCCCGGCUGCAGUCCCCACAGCACCUGGUGGCAGAAAGAGAAUUGUCACGUACCAUGUAGUCCAGCGUGUGGAGCCCACAGAGUUUCCAACCCCGAUUGUACUUGAGAAUCCCCCCGGGUCUCUCGCCGCUUGAUUCUGGUGAGCUGGAGAGCCCUGGUCUGAGAAGAGAGGGCCUGGGGAAGACCUCUGUUCUUCAAAAGGCGAUCUCCCAGCCCUUUAGGUGAAAUAUAAGGAAAAAGAAUACAGAUGAGCAUGGCAAGUGAGGACACAAAGAAGAUACAAGAAAUGAAGACUGACCUGAACUUAUUAUUGGAGUGCCUGAAGUAUCAAAUGGACAACCCUUUCUCACAAAAGGAAGCUUUGGUUACUAUUUUUUCAAUUUGUCAACAAAACAGUAAUGCAGGUGUUUAUUUUCGGGAAAUUGGUGGUUUGAUGUUUGUAAAAAAUCUUGCAAAGUCAAGUAAACAUAGCAUGGUAAAAGAAGCAGCCUUAUAUACAUUAGGAGCUGUUGCAGAACAAAAUGUUUACUGUCAGCAGACUUUAUGCACUUCAGAAUUGUUUGAAGACUUAACUUGGUUCUUAUCUAAUGAUGAUUCAAAUACAAAUUUGAAAAGAAUGUCUGUCUAUGUUAUUUUGGUUCUAGUUUCAAAUAAUAGGACUGGACAAACACUUGUAAGAGAAACAGGUUGUAUUACAGUUCUGACACAGUUGUUCAGGACAGUUCUUUCAAAAUAUGAGUUGAAUUUGUUGGAUGAAAAUGCAUUCCAGAGCUAUCAGUUAUGGUCUUCGGUUUGUAGUACUUUGUGUGUCUGUGUCAACAAUCCUCAAAAUGAUGAAAAUCAAAUGCUUUGCUGUUCACUUUUUCCACAUGCUAAUGACUGGCUAAUAAAUUGCAUCAAACCUGAGAUAAUUCGCCCUGUUUGCUCAUUUAUUGGACUCACUCUUGCAAAUAACACAUAUGUUCAAAAAUACUUUAUAUCUGUGGGUGGACUGGAUGUGUUGUCUCAAGUUCUUGUGCAACUGGAAUCAGAUUCACACAAGACUCUUUCCAGUGCUAAGCUUGCAGUCGUGGUGACAAAGACAGUGGAUGCGUGUAUUGCUGACAAUCCUACUUUUGGAGUAAUACUAUCCAAGUAUCAGAUUGUUUCAAAACUUCUGACAUUACUGCUUCAUGAAAGUCUCGAUUCAGGAGAAAAAUUUAGCAUCAUACUUACCCUUGGUCAUUGCACAGAGGAUUGUGAGGAGAAUCAGUAUGAUCUUUUUAAAAACAAUGGGCUUCCACUCAUGAUACAAGCCUUAACUGAAUCGCAGAGUGAGGAACUAAACAAAGCUGCCACUUUUGUGCUUCACAAUUGUAAAAAAAUUACUGAGAAAUUAUCUCUAAGUCUAGGAGAAUAUUCUUUUGAUGAAAAUGAAGAACAAUUAAAAGACAUAAAUAUGAAAGAGAAGAAUCUUGAAGAGUACUGGAAGAAAGCAAAGGAAAUUCUACACAGAAUAGAACAGCUUGAAAGAGAAAGAAAUGAGGAAAAACUACAAAGAGAAAAAGAUAAGCAUAAUGUUUCAUCUAUGAACAUAAAUAUUCAAAAUACAUUGAAACACCUCCAUGCCGAUAGUAUUGGCAGAGGUCCUACAGCAGAAGAUAAAGAUAAAAGCAAGUCUAGAAAGCUUCAGAGUUACCAAUCCCAUGGAGUUCUGUCUACAGCAUGUACAAAUGAUCACCAAAUGAAGACCCUGUUAAAGAGUGCAAAUCCAGUUACUGCUUGUUAUAGGGAGAGUGGGCAAAAUAAGACUUUAUGUAAAGCCAAUUCAAACUAUAAUCAAAAUCUACAUGAAGGAACAACUUUUGAAAAAAAGAAUUCUGUUUCUCAAUCAAGUGACCAUGUUUUUAAACAUCCAGUUCCCGUUGUCAAAAAUAGAAAGCAGCAGUUACCAGUAACAGAUCCAUUUACAUUAUGUUCAGAUAUAAUAAAUAAAGAAGUCAUCAGUUUUCUAGCAAGUGACAAUCAUUCCAAAAUGUUAAAGUACAGAUGCUCAGGUUGCAUAGCAGUAGGAAAAUCCCUGAAUAGCCGAAAUUUUAGCAAGCUCUUGCACUCUUGCCCAUACCAAUGUGAUCGUCAUAAAGUCAUUGUGGAAGCUGAAGACAGAUAUAAAAGUGAACUAAGGAAAUCACUUAUCUGUAACAAAAAAAUUCUGCUGACCCCACGUAGAAGACAACAACUCAGUCAUGAAUCUACUGCCUCUGGAGAAAUAAAAAAAAGAAGAAUUCAAAACUUUACUGAAGAAGAAAUAAAUUACCUUUGCAAUGGAGUUAAGAAAAUGGGAAAUCACUGGAAUUUAAUUUUGUGGUCUUUCCCCUUUCAGCAAGGACGGAAGGCUGUGGACCUUGCUCACAAAUACCACAAGCUGACCAAACGUCCCGAGUGUGCAGCUCCUUGAUCGGAAUACUUGCCAGUUUUUAGUUUCAACACUUAAAAUACAAUGUCUUGAAGAAACACAAUUUAAAAUACUCUUCUAAACUCUCAUGAAGCAGGAAAUCUGAAAACAGGAAUACUGUUUUAAUUGCAUACUUUUUGUGAUGCUCUAUCUCAUCGAAUUAUUAAAGUAAUUUAUAAAACAAUACA
Lutra lutra (Eurasian river otter) is the source of this 2733-nucleotide messenger RNA. It is a transcript of the gene TERB1, whose product is annotated as telomere repeat binding bouquet formation protein 1. Gene Ontology annotation, biological process: homologous chromosome pairing at meiosis; meiotic attachment of telomere to nuclear envelope. The record is from RefSeq and is a predicted model, not a curated record. NCBI's taxonomy places the organism in Eukaryota, Metazoa, Chordata, Mammalia, Carnivora, Mustelidae.